Messenger RNA from Scleropages formosus (Asian bonytongue), 6018 nucleotides. Its product is annotated as lipopolysaccharide-responsive and beige-like anchor protein. Gene Ontology annotation, molecular function: protein kinase binding. Gene Ontology annotation, cellular component: membrane; cytosol. Gene Ontology annotation, biological process: intracellular protein localization. NCBI's taxonomy places the organism in Eukaryota, Metazoa, Chordata, Actinopteri, Osteoglossiformes, Osteoglossidae. The record is from RefSeq and is a predicted model, not a curated record. The coding region runs from base 43 to 6018 and encodes 1991 amino acids. The transcript has 39 exons.
CAGGAGACACCCGCGGCGCCGCAGCAAACCGCUCUUCUCAUAAUGGAGGAAGCUGGAGGAGAGUCUGCUCCUCCGUGUCGGAGCGCCGGCGGAGCGCGGCAGGAGGACGGGGGGACGUCGGUCCCGAUGGAGACGGGUGUCGGGGAUGCUCAUGCUGCGGUGUCUCUCAGUCCCGGAGUUCCCAUCCGCGGAAUCAAGAUGAAAUUUGCCGUCCUUCGCGGUUUGGUGGAAGCUGGAGAAGUUCCUGACAAGGAUCUAGUGGAGACCGUCUUCAGUCUGUUGGUGGGUGGCCAGUUCGACCUGGAGGUGAACUUCAUCAUCCAGGAAGCGGAAAGCGUGGGCUGCAUGGUGGAGCUGCUGGACCAGUGCGAGGCCACAUGCCAAGUUGAGAUGUGGAGCAUCUUUGUAGCCAUCCUGAAGAAGAGUGCCCGCAACCUGCAGGCUUGCACUGAGGUGGGCCUCAUGGAGUUGGUGCUGGCACGAAUCCAUGAAGCUCACUGCACGGUUGCAGACUUGCUCAUAGAUGUCCUGGCGGUUUUGGCCCGCUAUAGCAUCACCGUCCGGCAGCUGAAGCUCUUGGUCAGCAAGCUGCAAGGAGAGAACGGAUGCUGGCCCCCUCAUGCUGUGAAGCUGCUGUCUGUCCUGAAGGCCGCGCCCCACAGAGUCGGUCCUGACGCCUUUUUCAGUUUCCCGGGCAAGAGCGCAGCGGCUAUCGCUUUACCCCCCAUUGCCAAGUGGCCUUACCACAGCGGAUUCACCUUUCACACCUGGCUGCGCUUGGACCCCGUUAGCAGCGUCAGUGGAGAGGACAAGCCUUAUGUAUACUGUUUUCAUACCAGCAAAGGCCUUGGCUACUCGGCACAUUUUGUAGGGGGUUGUUUGAUCGUGACCUCGUUGAAGUCCAGGGGGAGGGGCUUCCAGCACUGCGUCAAGUACGACUUCAGACCGCAGCAGUGGUACAUGGUGACCAUAGUUCACGUCUACAAUCGCUGGAAGAACAGUGAGAUCAGCUGUUAUGUCAAUGGAGAGCUGGCAUCCUACGGGGAGAUCACCUGGCUGGUCAGCACCAGCGAUACGUUUGAUAAGUGCUUCUUGGGCUCCUGGGAGACGGUGGAUGCCAGCAGGGUAUUCUGUGGGCAGAUGGGAGCCGUGUACCUCUUCAGUGAGGCUCUCAGUGCGGCGCAGAUCCUGGCCGUUUACCACCUGGGUCCUGGAUAUAAGGGUACGUUCCGGCACCGGGCCGAGUGUGACCUCCUCUUCGCCGAGCAUCACCGAACGCUGCUGUACGACGGCAAGUUGUCCUCCUGCAUCGCCUUCACUUACAACCCGCGGGCCACCGAUGGGCAGCUGUGCCUCGAGUCCUCUCCCAGGGACAGCCCGUCCGUGUUUGUCCACUCGCCUCACGCUCUCAUGCUGCAGGACGUGCGGGACGUGUCGACCCACUCCGUGCAGAGCGCCAUCCACUCCAUGGGGGGCGUACAGGUGCUCUUCCCCCUGUUUGCACAGUUGGAUUACCUACAGCACAGCACUGAUGAGGUGGACACCUCCGUCUGCCACACACUGCUCUCCUUUCUGAUGGAGCUGCUCAGGAACUCUGUGUCUGUGCAGGAGCAGGUUCUGUCCUGCAAGGCCUUCCUGGUGAUCGGGUACAUCCUGGAGAAGUCCUCCAAGGUCCACAUGACCCUCUCAGUGUUGGACAUCUUCCUAGCGUUGGCACGCUACCUGAGCAGCGUGCCGCAUGGGGCCCCACUACUCAAGCAGCUAUGUGACUACAUCCUGUUCAACCCGGCCAUUUGGGUCCAUGCUGCGGCCAAGGUGCAGACCACCCUUUACACCUACCUGUGCACAGAGUUCAUCAGCACGGUGACUAUCUACAGCGCCAUCCGCAGAGUGAGCACAGUGUUGCAGGUCAUGCACACACUCAAAUACUACUACUGGGUGGUGAACCCACAGGAUCGCAGCGGCAUCACACCCAAAGGACAAGACGGGCCCAGGCCCAGCCAGAAGGAGAUGCUGUCGCUGCGGGCAUACCUGCUGCUCUUUGUCAAGCAGCUCAUCCUGAAGGACUCUGGGGUGAAAGAAGAUGAACUGCAGAGUAUUCUCAACUACCUUCUAACAAUGCAUGAGGAUGACAACCUAAUGGAUGUCCUGCAGCUUCUUGUGGCCCUCAUCGCAGAGCACCCAAGCUCCAUGGUCCCGGCUUUUGAUCAGCGCAACGGCAUACGCAUCGUCUACAAACUGCUUGCCUCAGAGAGCGAAGGGAUUCGAGUUCAAGCUAUCAAAGUGCUCGGCUACUUUCUGAGGAGUUUGGCUCCUAAGAGGAAGGCAGACGUCAUGGUGGGACACAGCCUCUUCUCCCUGCUAUCGGAGCGUCUCCUGCUGCAGACAGGCCGCUUCACCAUGAGCACCUACAACGUGCUCUUUGAGAUCCUCACGGAGCAGAUCCACACACAGGUGGUGCACAGACAGCAUCCAGAGCCCGACUCCAGCGUGAAGAUCCUCAAUCCACAGAUCCUCAAAGUGAUCGCCGUCCUGCUGAAGAACUCGCCACAGAGCCCCAGCAGCAUGGAGCUCCGGCGUAUUUUCCUCUCCGACAUGAUCAGACUGUUCAACAACAGCCGAGAGAACAGGAGGAGCGUUCUCCAGUGCUCUGUGUGGCAGGAAUGGAUGCUGUCCCUCUGCUACAUGCACCCCAACACGAGCGAGGAGCACAAGAUCACAGAGAUGGUGUUUGCUGUGUUCCGCAUCCUGCUCUACCACGCCAUCAAGUAUGAGCGCGGUGGCUGGCGCGUAUGGGUGGACACGCUCUCCAUCGCACACUCUAAGCACAAAGAGAAUGAGGCAAAUUUGCUUACUGAGAAGUUGCAGCAGGAUCUGGCUGAAGGUGGACCUGACCAAACCAGAACCGACAUCAGCAGCCACGCAGAUACCCCGGUUUUCUCCAGUGGUCCGCAGGAAGUCACGGCUCUGCCAUGUGCCGCUGGGCCAGAAGGGACCCAAGCUGUAACGGUGCAGGUGGCUGUGGCUACAGUCCCACGGUCAGAACCUUUCUGCGUGGAAGGGGGCCCAGGCCUCAGUGGAGCAGCAGAGAGGAGCCCAACUUUAACAGAGAGGUCAAAGCGACCAGCUGUGGACGCUGGUGGAGGUGGGUUUGCAGAAAGCUCUGCUGGAACCAUGGCUUUAGAGACAGGUAGAGAUGAUGCACAAGCUGCAGUCCAAGGGCUGGAUGUACUGGUUGAUGGCAGCAGUGAAGCUGUUAACCCUGUGGCAUCGGAUGUUGUAUUGAAUGGAGAACCUGAAGUUGUUCCAGCUCAGAACACUGAGGAGAAGGCAGCAGCUGUGGAUGUCUGUGAUGAGCAGGCCUCUUCUGAGCGCUGUGGCAUCCCGAAAGGUUCCAGCUCAACAGUUUCUGUCUCCAGUGAACAUCUCUCGGACGUCAACUCUCAGGGCAGAGUCAGCCAUGACAGUUUGGAUUCCAAGGCAAACACAGCAGAGAAAGAGGGAGGAGAUGAGAUGAAAGAUGUUAUCUCACAAAAGCUUGCCAAAGAGGAGCGGCGGGAGAGCGGUGACACCUUUGACAUUCAGAAGAGUGUUGUUGAGAAGGUGGAGCCAGGGAAUAGCAAUGGAGUUUGUCCUAGUAAGGAGCCUGCCAAAGUGAAGGAAAUGAAGAUCACCAGACUCGACGUAUCCAGCGUGUUGUCGGACACAGAGAGGCUGCAGCCGAGGGAACAGCUGUCACUGGGUCAGACAGCAGCUGCCCUAGAGGCAUCUGGACAAGCUGUGCAGGGCUCCUCUUCCGGAAGAGCCGCCAUAUUUCAUAGCUCAGAGUUCCAGUGGUCCCACCUACACCAACGUCUCCUGGGAGACGUGCUGUUUUCCAUUGAGACAGACGUGCAGAUGUGGAGGAGCCACUCCAACAGGACGCUGAUGGACUUUGUGAGCAGCAGUGACAACGCUGUGUACGUGCACAACACGGUGCAUCUGCUGUCGCACAUGCUGGACAACGUCAUCACGGCCUGCGGGGGCAUCCUUCCUCUGCUGUCGGCCGCCACCUCCUCCUCUCACGAGCUGGAGAAUGUGGAGCCGUCGCAAGGCCUGUCUCCAGCCGCCGCCUCAUCCUUCCUGCAGCGUGUCAUGGCCUUGGCUGACGUGCUCCUCUUGAGCAACACGCUGAGCUUCGUCGAGGUGGAGGCUGAGAAGAAUAUGGGCUCGGGGGGUAUCCUGAGACAGUGUCUCCGACUGGUGUGUGCCGUGGCUGUAUGCAGCUGUCUGGAACAACAGCGACACUCCUACAAUAAGUGCAACACUGAGUCGGCCUCGGGGCACGGGGCUCUGCAGAGCAUCACCGGACCUUCCACACUGGCUCCCUCACAGGAUCCUGUGGACAUCUUUACUAGUGGAGUGUCUCUGGUCAGAGAGAUGGACAGCCUGUUGCAAGAUGUGGACAUACACCGCCUGCGAGCCGCUGUCUUCAAAGACAUUGAGAACAGUAAGCAGGCCCACCACAUGGCCCUGGCUGUCAUCUACUUCAUCUCUGUGCUCAUGGUGUCCAAGUACCGCGACAUCCUGGAGCCCCACCGAGAGAGGGAGCUGCUCCAGCGCAGUCAGUCCACGGAGAGCAGAGGUGUGGGCAGGCCUUCCAGCAAGGACAGCAGUCAGGAGGAGCUGGGGCCACACCACAGACAGUCUCUCAGAAGAAGUGACUCUGGUGUGGCGUCUUUAGGAGCCACAAGCCCCUCAGGGCCAGACGCCAUCAAUGAGGUGCUGCCGGCUCUUUCCUCAGAGGUCAACCAAAGCCAAGAGUCUUUUCCUUCCCCAGCCCCGUCCCCGUUGCACAGCACCAAGUUCACAAACGUGAAGGAAAUCCUUCGCAGUCUCGUAAGCUCGCCAGCUGAGGACAUCCUGGUGGACCCCAGGCUCCUUCCCCCUGCAUUCCUGGGAGAUGCCGGAGACGUGGUAGUGGAGCCAGCAGUACAGUUCCGCUCUUUUGACAGGAGUGUACUUGUGGCACCCAAGAAGGCAGCAGGGGGUCCACUUCAGGGCGUGGGCCCCACCCCAUCCACUACCAGCUCCUCUCCGGGAGGUUCUCCCAUCACUAGUGUCGCUGUGGUGAUGGCCGCCAGUGCACCCCACCGCACCAACACAGAGCCUGUCGCUGGGGGUGAGUCUGCGAGCCCCACCCUGCCGCCUGCCCCCACAGUUUGUCCGACAUCCCAGGACCCCGCAUCCAGCAUGAGCAUCUCGGAGAAGCUCGAGCAGGCCCUGGAGGGAGCUGCCGCUCUACUCCGGGACAUCUUUGUGGACUUUGCCCCGUUCCUUUCGCGCACCCUCCUGGGCAGCCAUGGGCAGGAGCUGCUCGCCGAAGGCACCGGCUUGCUGUGUAUGAAGUCCAGCGGCUCAGUGGUAGAACUGGUCAUGCUGCUGUGCUCACAGGAAUGGCAGUGCUCCAUCCAGAAGAAUGCCGGUGUGGCCUUUAUUGACCUUGUCAACGAGGGGAGGCUACUGAGCCGCGCCAUGAAGGAACACCUGGUGCGUGUGGCCAACGAGGCCAAGUUCAUCCUCAGCCGACAACAUAAUGAUGAUGUCCACAAGCACGCUGAGUUCGAGUCGCAGUGUGCCCAAUACGCGGCAGAGAGGCGCGGCGAGGAGAAGCUCUGUGACAACCUGAUCCGAGCCGCCAGGUACAGGGACCACGUGAUGGCCACGCAGCUCAUCGGCAAGAUCCUCCACAUCCUGACAGACAAGCAUGGCGCCUGGGGCAGCUCGGCACUGAGCCGGCCCCGCCACUUCUGGCGCCUGGACAGCUGGGAGGAUGACCUGCGACGGCGGCGCCGCUUCGUACGCAAUCCCUUCGGAUCCUCGCACCCCGAGGCCACGCUGAAGGCGGCCAGGGAAAACGGUCAGUUCCUCCCCAGGGUCCAAGUGGCCAACCAGUGCUUGGAACUCUGGCGUCUGAAUGAGAGGCGCCUCGAGCCAAUAAGCCGUAAUUCUUCCAAGUUCUGGAUCCUGAGAGCCUGA